Messenger RNA from Clunio marinus, 616 nucleotides. The record is from the annotation of a GenBank genome assembly. Lineage: Eukaryota; Metazoa; Arthropoda; Insecta; Diptera; Chironomidae.
UCAAGCAAUUCUUUUCAAAGUUGAAAGAUAAAAUUCCUGACGGCGAGAAGAAGAAUUUAAUUUACAAAAUUGAUUGCGAGUGCGAAAGAUGCUACAUUGGCCAAACUUCUCGACAGUUAAAACAAAGAAUCUCAGAACAUGAAGGUGGUUGCAGAAAACUGAAUCGAAUUAUCAAUGCUGACAUCAUUAAUGAAACGGAUUUCAGAGAAAUAAUUAGCAAAACCGCAUUACUUGAACACGCUGCAGAAUUUGAUCAUGUUUUCGACUUCAAAAAUGUUAAAAUUCUUGAUCAGACAAGCAACACGUCACAGUUGAAUGUUUUAGAAAUGUUGCACAUCAUAAACAAUAAAACCGUUAACCGAAGGACUGAUACAAUCAACCUGUGUCACAUAUACAACGGAAUCUUGCACCUGAGAGAAGAUUGGAGAAGAAAAAGGAAGAAUUGAGGAUUCGCGAAUGUGUAUGCGUGCGACAGAAAACAAACGUCAUUAGUCAAAUGUUUUUAGAUGUGAUAAGUCAUGUGUUUGAAUAUUUUUAAUUGACUAAAUUUUAUGAAUUUGACAAAAUUUUUAUUUCUUAAACCCUGAGGAUGAAUUAAAACAAAUUCGAAACCGGU